AUGAACACCAAAUCCUUCGCCACCUACCCCAUCCUCUCCUUCCCCAUCACCACCCUCCUCCUAACCCUCUUCUUCAUCUUCCUCCUCUACAUCCCCCGCCUCCUCUACCUCUAUCUCCGAACCCGCAUUUUCCGUUUCUGGAAACGCAACAUGGCAAAGCGGAUAUCUCAUUUCGAGGCCCUUGAUCUCGCGCGUUCGGCGCAGGGUUUGGAGGAGGGGGAAAUGAAUGGGAAUAGGGAUGGAAAAGAUACAAAGAGAAAAUCAAAACGAAGAUGGGACUGGGAUUUGGAGAAAGGAGAAGCAGAAGCGAAAGAAGAAGAAGAAAAUGAAUGGGUGACGAAGGGAGAGAUGGCGAAGGAGUGGGUUUGUGAAGGAGAGGAGAAGAGGGAGGGAAGGAGGCUGGGACUGGUGGGGAAUGGGAGGAGAGUGGCGGAGGAGACUAGGUGGUUGCAUUGUGUGGGGAGGGAUGGGGGUGAGGGGGAGGAGGGGAGGGAGUUUGGGGGUGGAGAUAGGGAGGAUGAGAACGAGAAGAAGAGGGAGAAGGAGGUGUGGUGUGAGAUUCGGAUGGAUAAGGAGAUUGGGGUUUGUGUUCAGUGA
This is a messenger RNA of Botrytis fragariae, 597 nucleotides long. RefSeq lists its product as uncharacterized. Lineage: Eukaryota; Fungi; Ascomycota; Leotiomycetes; Helotiales; Sclerotiniaceae. The coding region runs from base 1 to 597 and encodes 198 amino acids. The transcript has a single exon. The record is from RefSeq and is a predicted model, not a curated record.